CAAGCAAAAAAAGACGUAGAAGAAGAGCCGGAAGAAACUGAGGAGGAGCUAGUUGAGCAAUCCGAAGUUGAGACCGAAGCUGAACCUCAAGAGGAGGAUGAAACGUCGUCAGCCAAAACCUCCGUCGAGGAUGAAGCACCAAAGCCAGCAGCUCAGAAAGAGACAGCCCACUCAAACCCCAAGUCAAAUGGCGAGGCAAAGACGCCCGUGAAAAACGGGAAUGCCAAACGUCAAGAAGAGGAGGUCGAACGUGAAGAUCAAAGCGGAUCCGACACUGAACUGGAAGUUCAAUCAAAAGAACAACCAUCCAUCAUGAAACGAAACGUACAACAAUCUGAGGCUCCAUCCGAGGCCGAACAAUCCGAGGUCGAGCCCGAGCCUGAACCGGUAAAACAACAACCAAAGAGAAACGGUAACGUCAGAACUCAACAGCAAGAGCCAGCGGAUGACACCGAACCUGAACCCGAGCCACAAAGACAGCAACAAAAGAGAAACGGCGACGUCAAGACCCAACAGCGAGAACCAGCGGCCGACACCGAGCCCGAGCCGGAGCAACAACAACAACAGCCAACCAGAAACGGCAACGUUAAAACCCAGCAGCGAGAAGAGCCAGCCGAGAACAACACCAUGCAACAAUACCAACCUCAACCCGAGACCGAAAACGGCCUCGUCAAGCACGAACCAGAACAGAGACAAGUCCAAACUCAACCGAGGCCCAAACAGAAGCGACAACGACAGCCUCAACAGCAAUUCAACUACGAGCCUGAGCCUGAGCCUGAGCAGCCACUUGUACAGCAGCAACAGCCAGAGCGAGAGCAACAAAACGGUUCCCGUGGUGAGGGAUACAGGAAAUCGGCGGUUCGAGAGUCUCGGAUUCAAGACCGGCCAACGCCGAGCAGUGGUGCGUCGGACAGUGCGCUGAAGAUUAAGAUUGAGCUUGAUUUGGAGGUUGAGGUUGAUUUGUAUGCGAGGGUUAAGGGAGACGUUACGAUUGGAUUGAUGUAAUUGGUGCUUUGUGUUAAUAGCUCAAAUUGGGGAUUGCUCAGAUGUAGGAUAUUCGGAUGAAGACUAUUUUGGGAACGGACCUGUCUUGAAGCACU
Messenger RNA from Mollisia scopiformis, 1100 nucleotides. RefSeq lists its product as uncharacterized. Bases 313 to 1005 code for a protein of 230 amino acids. The record is from RefSeq and is a predicted model, not a curated record. The transcript has a single exon. Lineage: Eukaryota; Fungi; Ascomycota; Leotiomycetes; Helotiales; Mollisiaceae.